Molecule: messenger RNA, 927 nt
Organism: Penicillium oxalicum
Lineage: Eukaryota; Fungi; Ascomycota; Eurotiomycetes; Eurotiales; Aspergillaceae
Product: putative oxidoreductase
Exons: 4
Coding region: 1-927 (308 amino acids)
Molecular function (GO): oxidoreductase activity
Source: RefSeq, a predicted model, not a curated record
AUGGUGCAGACAUCCACGGAGAGAGAGGCCAAGGGCCCCCAGGAUCAAUUCGAGCCCGGUCACAAGGUCCCUAUUCAACAUCAGGAGAAUCCCGGUCUGCAGAGCCAAAUUGGGAACCCCAAGCCCACUUCCACCAAGCUCCCCACCGAGGAUAAUGGCUAUCAAACCUACAAGGCCGCAGGCAAACUGGAGGGGAAGCGCGCGGUGAUCACCGGUGGAGAUUCGGGCAUUGGACGGGCCAUCGCCAUCCUCUUUGCGAUGGAGGGAGCCGACGUCUUGAUCACGUAUCUUCCAGAGGAGGAGUCGGACGCUCAGGAAACCAAGCGUCGGGUGGAGGAGACUGGACGGAAAGCACACCUUCUUGCGGUGGAUUUGCGUGAGAAGAAGAACUGCCAAAAGGUGGUCGACACGGCGUUGGAGACCAUGGGUGGCAUCGAUUCCUUGAUCAAUAACCAUGGGUAUCAGAAUAUGGUGGAGGACAUUAAGGAUUUGGACGAGGAUCAAUGGGAACGUACAUUUGAUACGAACAUCCAUCCCUUCUACUACUUGUCCAAAUAUGCUCUUCCCCAUAUGAAGCAGGGCUCCACCAUCAUCAACUGUGCCUCCAUCAACGCCUACAUUGGACGCCCCGACCUGCUCGACUACACAUCCACCAAGGGAGCCAUUGUCGCCUUCACCCGCGGUCUGUCCAACCAACAGAUCAAGAACGGAAUUCGCGUCAACUGUGUCUGCCCCGGACCAAUCUGGACUCCCUUGAUUCCGACUACCAUGAACAGCUCAGCUCAGGAUCAGUUCACUUCCCCCAUGGGUCGUCCGGGUCAGCCCAGCGAGGUUGCCACUUGCUUUGUCUUCUUGGCCAGUGCCGACUCAAGCUUUAUCUCGGGCCAGUCUCUGCAUCCCAACGGUGGUGUUGUGGUGAACGGCUAA